AGGGUGCUUCCGUCUCCGGUGUCAUGGCGGCGUCGUCCGCUGAAGGCGUGCCGGAGACCCAGGACGGGAAAAGACGGCAGUUCGGGAACCGGUUCCUGAGCGACCCGGCGCGGGUCUUCCACUACAAUGCCUGGGACAAUGUGGAGUGGUCAGAGGAGCAGGCCGCGGCGGCCGAGAGGAAAGUGCAGGAGAACAGUUCGCAGCGGGUGUGCCCGGAGAAGCAAGUUGAUUAUGAAGUCAAUGCCCAUAAAUACUGGAAUGACUUCUACAAAAUUCAUGAAAAUGGAUUUUUCAAGGAUAGACACUGGCUUUUUACUGAAUUCCCUGAACUGGCACCUAGCCACGAUCACCUGAUGGAUUUACCCUUGGAGAGGCAGAAGAGUGAGGUCUCUAAAUGCAGAAGCAGCGAGGAUGGGCCUGGCUUGACAACAGAGCAGCACAGGUGUUCUUGUCCCAGCCAUGGAUGUGAAACUCAGCUGCCUCCUGUGGAAGAGACUGUAAUUCAGAAGCUCGGGCACCUAGAAAUGUGUGCUGAUGAAUUUCCUGGAUCCUCAGCCACCUACCGAAUACUUGAGGUUGGUUGUGGUGUAGGAAAUACAGUCUUUCCAAUUUUACAAACUAACAAUGACCCAAACCUCUUUGUGUACUGCUGUGAUUUUUCUGCCACUGCUGUUGAACUGGUCAAGACAAAUCCAGAAUAUGAUCCUUCUCGAUGUUUCGCCUUUGUUCAUGAUCUGUGUAAUGAAGAUCAAAGUUACCCAGUGCCCAAGGACAGUCUUGAUGUCAUCGUCCUUAUAUUUGUUCUUUCAGCAAUUGUUCCAGACAAGAUGCAGAAAGCUAUCAACAGGCUAAGCAGACUCCUGAAGCCUGGAGGGAUGAUGCUUCUUCGAGACUACGGCCGCUAUGACAUGGCUCAGCUUCGUUUUAAAAAAGGUCAGUGUCUCUCUGGGAAUUUCUAUGUGAGGGGUGAUGGCACCAGAGUCUACUUCUUCACACAAGAUGAGCUGCAUGCUCUCUUCACCGCUGCGGGUCUGGAAAAGGUGCAGAACCUGGUGGAUCGCCGCUUGCAGGUGAACCGAGGCAAACAGCUGACCAUGUACCGAGUCUGGAUUCAGUGCAAAUACAGCAAGCCUCGCCUGCCCAGUGCCAGCGGAGAGGUGUCCACACCUCGCACAUGAGGUCAUCAUGUUUUAGGGCUUUUAUAAGGAAACGUCUGUAAACGGCAGCUUGUUGAUGGUGGACAGUCUGGGAAUCCAAGGAGCUCAGACCUUAAACCAGGAACAGUUACUUUCUAUUAACAUUAACAAUUGUGGUUUUUAAUUGUGAAACCCAUUAAUAUAUACUUUCUCAAGUUCAUUUUUUUAUGAUUAUUGUUACUAUUAUUUAGUGGGGACAAUGCUGUGAUAAAAGUGUGGUAUUCAGAGGACAGCUUGCCUGAGUCAGUUCUCUCCUAUAUGUUGGUCCUGGGGUUCAAACUCAGGCUUGGCUGCAAACACUCUUGAGCUUUUUCCCAGCCCUCAGUUUUUGUUUUUUGGGUUUUUUUUUUUUUUUUUUUUUUUUUAAAGAUUUAUUUAUUACGUAUAGUGUUCUGUCUGCAUGUAUGCCUGCACGCCAGAAGAGGGCACCAGAUCUCUUUAUAGAGCGUUGUGAGCCACCAUGUGGGUGCUGGGAAUUGAACUCAGGACCUCUGGAAGAGCAGCCAACACUCUUACCCUCUGAGCCAUCUCUCUAGCCUUAGGCACUCAAAUUUUUAAUACCUAGAAUUUUAUGUAUAGGAAACAUACUCUGCAACCAAAAAUGGCCUUGAACUCCUGCCUUCACAUUGUGAGCGAUAAGGUUAAAAGUGUUUGCCAACACAUUUGUUUUAGGAGAUAAGAAUAAAAACCAAGGGACUAGAGAGAUGACUCUCAACAGUUAAGAGCACUGGCAGCUCUUCCAUAGGACCUGGGUUCAAUUCCCAGCAGCUCACAGCUAUCUGUGGCUCCAGUUACAGGGGCCAGACAUCCAUGGCAAAACACCGAUGCACAUAAAAUAAAAAUAAAUAAAUUUUUUUAAAAAGAAUAAAAAACAAGAUUGGCCAAGCAUGAUGGCUCACAGCUGUAAUCUCCACAGGUGGAACACUGAGGCAUAAGGAUCCCUGUAAGAUCAAGGCCAGCUUGGACUAUAAUGUGAAACUGUGUCUCAGAGGAUUGAGAAGAUGGCUCAUUGAUAGAGCACAUGUUUAGCAUGCACAAGCCCUAGAGCCAGAGGCAUGGUAUUAUGUAACUGAUCCCAGUACAUGGGAGUCUGAGAUAGGAGAAUUGCCUUAAGUUCAAGGCCAGCCCAGGCUACAUAGUGAAAGCCUGUUUCGACACACACACACACAGACACACACACCAUGAGACAAUGCUGUAUAUUUAACACAAAAGAUGUGUUAUUGUAAAAUGCUUUACAAGUUUUUGGGAACUCCAGUGUCUGUUGGAGCAGUUGUAGUUGAUAUAUAAGGAUUUGCUGCUGAGUCUUAAGGGAAGAAACAACCUGAUAAGUAACUGUUUUGGCAUGUUUUUCUUAGAAUUUUGAAAUGCUAAGUAAUCCUAGUACUCAACUGAUGCUUGUUAAGUGCUAGCCUGGGCUAUGUGGCAAGACCCUGUCUCAAAAUGUAUAUAUUAUAACCUUGGUACGUAAUUACUUCUAGACCUUUAAAGUCUUGCAUCCCUUGAAUUUUCACACUUCACAUUCCAGACUGUCUUAGUUAAGGUUUCUAUUGCUGUGAAGAGACACCAUGACCACAGCAGCUCUUAUAAAGAAAACAUUUAAUAGGAGUGCCUUGCUUACAGUUUCAGAGGUUCAGUUCAUCAUCAUGAUGGAGAUGUGCAGGCAGAAGUGGUGCUGGAGUAGUAGCUGAGAGUCCUACAUCUUGCAAGCAACAGGAAGUCAGCUGAGACACUGGGAGGUAUCCUGAACAUAAAAAACCUCAAAGUCCACCCCCACAGUGACACACAUCCUCCAACAAGGCCACACCUCCUAAUAGUGCCACUCUCUACGAGAUUAUGGGGGCCAAUUACAUUCAAACUACCACACAGACUCCCUAAAGAAUUAAAAAAGUUCCUUCACUUAAAUACUUGCUUCAGUAGCCGUUAGAGAACAACUUACUAUGUCCCUUCACUUGAACGUGGUCUUCAUCCAUAGGGUUUCUGUUUGCCUCCCUUUUGGUUGUGCAGGCAUUGAUAGGAUAUGUUCGUGAUUUUAACAAAUAAGCAAUUUUCAUUUCAGGUGUUUCAACUGAAAUGUUCCCAUAAUUGCCUCACUGUUGUGUCUGUUCCCAUGGCAAGACAGGUAUCUUUUCAGGAAAUCUAAAUGUUUGGAAAAUGGGGCUACUUUCCAUAAGGAAAAGCAGGAAGGUUUAAAGGCAGGCUGAGUGUGGUGGUGCACACCUGUCAUUCUGACAUUUGGGAAGUUGAGACAGGAGGAUUGAAUCAAGGUCAUCCUCUGUUAUACUUUAAAAAAAAAAAAAAAAAAAAGAUUAAGCUGAGAACGUAGCUCAGGAAUGAUCCAAACUUCUAGAAAAGUUUGGUGUGAGAACACUGGGCAUGGUGGCACAGACUCAUUCCCAACAGCUCCCUCUCUGAAAGCUAAGGCAGGAGGAUUGCCAGCUGCACAACCUACACCCUCUCUCAAACAUAAAAGAUCUGAUGACACAAGUCAGUGCUAGAGUGCUGGGCAUCUUUAAAACCAUAGGUUCAAUCCACAGUAUUUCCCCAAAAGAAGUUUUCUAUAGUGUACGAGGCAGGUCACAAGGGGAGAUGUUACAGCUCUGUGUAUUUUAAUGUAUAAUUUGUCCAACUGAAAACAUCACCUCCUUUACCACAAAUAUGUCUCUCACGGGUAGAAACACAUGGUGACUUUCCUACCAUUCAGGCCUUUCUGAUGUCCUCAGCACACAAAAACUAACUGUGUGCAGCUGAAUAGGUAUGCUUAGGUUACCUCCAGCCUGGAGCAGGUCUCGCUUCCCUGACCUUGGCAUUGUAAGAUUACAGGCUACUUUGUAAAUUUUCAGGCCAGCUUUGCUCCUGUUUCCUUAAGAGUCAGUUCAGCUUAGUCCUGUGGGCAGGAAGAAAAGUGAUUCAUGUUCUGCUGCAUUGUACUUGGUUAUAAGUACCUCUUAAUAUCCCCACUAUUGGGGCUGGCAAGAAGGCUCAGCAGGUUAAGGCACUUGCUACCAAGCAUGACAACCUGAGUUUAGUCCUCAGGACCCACAUGUGGAAGGAGAGAACCGAUGUGUGCUAUGGCAUGUGGGUAACCUCAGACACACACCAAAAAAAUAAAUGUAACUUUUGAAAUCUC
This is a messenger RNA of Peromyscus californicus insignis, 4323 nucleotides long. It is a transcript of the gene Mettl2a, whose product is annotated as methyltransferase 2A, methylcytidine. The coding region runs from base 24 to 1178 and encodes 384 amino acids. The record is from RefSeq and is a predicted model, not a curated record. The transcript is spliced from 9 exons. Gene Ontology annotation, molecular function: tRNA (cytidine-N3)-methyltransferase activity. Lineage: Eukaryota; Metazoa; Chordata; Mammalia; Rodentia; Cricetidae.